Messenger RNA from Otolemur garnettii (small-eared galago), 652 nucleotides. It is a transcript of the gene PGLYRP1, whose product is annotated as peptidoglycan recognition protein 1. The transcript is spliced from 3 exons. NCBI's taxonomy places the organism in Eukaryota, Metazoa, Chordata, Mammalia, Primates, Galagidae. The record is from RefSeq and is a predicted model, not a curated record. Gene Ontology annotation, biological process: defense response to Gram-positive bacterium; innate immune response; detection of bacterium. Gene Ontology annotation, molecular function: N-acetylmuramoyl-L-alanine amidase activity; peptidoglycan binding; zinc ion binding. The coding region runs from base 1 to 588 and encodes 195 amino acids.
AUGUCCCGCCACCAAGCGCUGCUCGCCUGGGCCCUCUUGGUCCUCCUGGCACUCGGAGCAGCUCAGAAGACAGAAGCCCCAUCCUGCUGCAGCCCCAUUGUGCCGCGCAACGAGUGGGGGGCCGCAGCGUCGGAGUGUGCCCAGCGCCUGAACCUGCCGGUGCGCUACGUGGUGGUGUCGCACACAGCGGGUAGUACCUGCAACGCCCCGGACUCGUGUCAGCAGCAGGCCCAGAAUGUACAGCACUACCACGCCCGGACGCUGGGCUGGUGCGACGUGGGCUACAACUUCCUGAUUGGAGAAGACGGGCUUGUGUAUGAGGGCCGGGGUUGGAACAUCAAGGGCGACCAUACGGGUCCCACCUGGAACCCCAUAUCCAUUGGCAUCACCUUCAUGGGCAACUACAUGGAGCGGUUGCCCCGAGCCCGGGCCCUCCGGGCAGCCCAAAGUCUGCUGGCCUGCGGGGUGGCUCAGGGAGCCCUGAGCCCCAAAUAUGAGGUCAAAGGACACCGUGAUGUGCAGCAAACGCUCUCUCCAGGAGACCAGCUCUAUGAAGCCAUCCGGAAUUGGCCUCACUACCGUGAGUGAGGGCCUACUGUUCACACAGUGUUCCUCUCCACCCAUGGCCAGAAAUCCCACUGCCUCCUCCUCC